UAGCUUAGAAAUAGUGUGGUGCUCGGUGGGGGUGUAAGUGGGGAAUACUAGGCGACCUCUGCCGGAGCUGCGGCCGUGCUUCGAACUACGCGUUGCAUUGCUGUUGAAAAUGGCGUCGCGCUCGGAGCUGCCAGAAUAUUCGUCCCCAGCGAAACGUCGGAAGGUCGACUGCGACGAGUACGGAACAUCUUCUGGCGCGGAACUCGAUUUCGUGGAUCGCGAGGCGUCCCGCGAGUCCCCAGACGAAGAUCUCGAAGAAACUCUUGGUGGUGAUAGUGGUUUCAAUGAGUUGAGUGAUGGUUCAAAAUCUGUCCCUAAUACACCGGAUGUAACAAACCUGACAUCAACACCGACGCGUACAGAUUCAACAAGCGACGAUACUGGUUGCUCACUUGACACUGCAGAUGAGAAGGACGAAGUUUCAUCAACAGUUUCUAAUCUGUCUGAACUAUCGGGAUUGUCUGAUUUGUCAGGAGAGACUGAAGGUCAUCAGUGGAGAGCUUCAGCCUGGGUCCAUAAGCAAAUGUUAACUGGAGCAAAUCCAAGGGAUCUUCUUAAUCAUCUACUGAUGGACUCUCAACCAAUUCCUGAAGUUGAUGACAUCACACUAUGGAAGAUUAUCGUGAAUGUGAUGACAGAUCAGCCGAGGCGACAGAAACUCAGGCACGUAAAUACCCUGACGGACGUCGUUCGACUAAUAAAGAAUAGCAAGAAAAUCAUAGUGUUAACCGGGGCUGGCGUUAGCGUCAGCUGUGGAAUACCAGACUUCCGUAGCAGAGAUGGCAUUUACUCCAGACUAGCACAAGACUUUCCAGACUUGCCUGAUCCCCAGGCAAUGUUCGACAUCAACUACUUCGGACAAGACCCAAGACCAUUCUACAAAUUCGCACGUGAGAUCUACCCUGGACAGUUCAAGCCCAGUCCCUGUCACAGGUUCAUCAAAAUGCUGGACAAGCACAAGAAGCUCCUGAGGAACUACUCGCAGAACAUCGAUACCCUGGAGCAAGUAGCUGGAAUCGAGAACGUUAUAGAGUGCCACGGAUCCUUUGCCACAGCAUCCUGUACCAAGUGUAAAUACCAAGUGAGAGCGGACGACAUCAGGGAGGAUAUAUUCGCGCAGAAGAUCCCCAUGUGUCCAAAAUGCAGAGCCAACGCCUUACCCUCCAUUGCCGUUGGGAAUCCGAACGAGAGUUACAGAGAUCUAGUGUCGCAAGGUAUUAUGAAGCCGGAUAUAGUCUUCUUCGGUGAGGGUCUGCCGGACGCCUUCCACGACGCCAUGGCCAAAGACAAGGACGACUGUGAUCUCUUAAUUGUUAUCGGCUCGUCGCUUAAAGUUCGGCCAGUAGCGCUUAUACCUUCCUCCAUUCCGUCGCACGUUCCACAGAUUCUCAUAAACCGAGAGUCGCUGCCGCACCUGAAGUUCGACGUCGAGCUCUUGGGUGACGGCGACGUCAUCAUCAAUCAGCUCUGUCACUUAAUGGGAAACAGCUUCAACGAGAUCUGUUGGGCCGACGACAUCCUCAAGGAAGCUUCUCAACUCCUGCCAUCUCGCUUCACUGCUGACGACUCCUGGGAACAGAGUCAGGAUACCAUGACGAAUCACGAGUUCUCUCAGGACAGUGUCGAGGUCAAUCUGAAGUCCCACCACCUGUCUACCGAGAGUCAGGAUAGCCUGAUGAUCAACGCAAAUACCACGCCAAAGCGUAUGGAGAGCACGGAUAUUUGCAUCUCGCCGUUUCAUGCCGGACACAUGGAGAGCACCGUGGAAGGAAGCUUUGCAUUGCUUGGUGAAAGUCCCAAGAGGAGGCUUGGGGAUUCCAGCGCGGAGAGCAGUCCAAAGAGGAUGCACUUCGGGAGUAGUCCUGGCACAGAACUCGUGGACACACCCACGAGUCAGGGCUUGGAGAAUAGCGAAGUCAAGGGAGACUCGAUUUCACGGAACAACCGUGUUAUAUCUGUGGAAUCGACAUCUGAGAACAAUGGACAGAUUCUGAACCUGGAGGAGUGUCACGUGGUACCUAGGAUGAUGAACCUUCAUUCAAGGGACUCUGGUAUUGAGAUAAUACAGGAGUCUGAGACAUCAUCUCCCGGUAUCACUACCUUCAGGAAGAACGUGAACUCGGCAAUGCAUGAUGGAAUCCUCGUGGGAGAUUGCGAUAAGUCAGGAUUGAAGCCACGACACGUGUCCAUCGAUUCCGCCCUGGACUCCGGCAUCGGGGACAGUUGCAAUAGCAUUGACAGCACCGAUGGAAAGACCAACGCUGACAACAAUGAUGUAUCAAAGAUUCAUGACCUGGAAAGGCGCUGCUGGCAACCUAAAUUAAAAGAGAGUCUUGCCAAGAGACUACCUGAAAAUUCCUACUACCAAAUGACACCCGGAAGGUACAUCUUCCCAGGAGCUGAGAUCUACUCCGAUCUGGACGACUACGACAGAUGUUCGCUCUCUGCCAAUUCCGACAGUUCGGACAGCGACAGCGACACCUCGUCCGAGGAAGAAGAAGAGACAUGCGCCGACGAAGAAUUUUCCGAAGAAGUGGACGCGGAUGCCGAAGCGGAUGGUGAGGAAGUGGACUGGGCAAGUAAUCCCUCCAAUGAAAUACAACGUUAAGUCCUAACGUCUCCACGGAGUUAAUAGUCAAUUCGUGUCGCUGUUACUUUGACGGAUUUUCAUUGGGACUGAAUGAGGCCGCGAAGUUAACAGUGGACAGAAUAAGUCCCACCGGUGCAUCGGUCACAGGAACCGCCAAUUUACGCAUAUACUUGCGUAUCGAGGAAUCCUGAUAAGAAGCUGCAGGUCGGGCCUCGACUUCGUUAAGUCGGGUUGACGAGAGGUGCGUUCGAAGAACGGCCGCGAAGAGCAUGUUCGGCAAUUAGCCAAAAAUCAGGAUUACGUUAUCAAAUUGAAUUUAUCACUGGAAACCUGAAUAUUGGUGUUCUCAGUUUAAAGUAAUCGAUAAAGAUGCGCGAUCGUCUUAAAUUAUUACUGAGUUCGAGAUUGUUAUUACUUUGUCGUAAAAAUACAUGGCAGAGGGUGAUCCGUCUUUCGCCGUUAUCAUCAAGAGGCGUUUAGUAAAUUAGAUAUUUUUUUUUUUUUUUAUAAAGUUAAAUGUCGAACGAAUGAACCUUUCUUUUUAUAUAAAUCUAAUAUCGCGUUUCAUACGAUCAGUACCGUGUAAAAAAGUCAAUAGAGUAUCCAUUCGCCGACACAAGGUAUGAUUCUUCAAAAUCAAAUUACUCCAAACAGAAAAAAAAGUCAUAAAAAGUUACGAAUAACAUUUUAUGACUUUUUUUUUGUUCACGAAAACCUUCAACGUACGCGUAUCGAAUCGCGAGCCUGAUAUCGAUUAAUUAACGUUAGGAUGAUCUGAAUGAUCUAUCGUCACGAUUUUAAUGGAUAUCUAUGCGAAUUGCGUAAGAUGCGAUACGCUGUACAGUACUGAAUUAAAUUAAAACCUCAAUAAUUGACGGUGUGCCCAUAAUAAGAAUUAAAGUUUGUCAAAAUCCCAAAGAAAAAAAAAAUCAAUUGAUCGAGAAUAUCAUCGGAGCCUGUGUAGUCUUAGACCUAGAACAAAAAAGGAUAUAGGGGGAACAGGGGUAAAGUACCAAUUCUCUGUUAAUGACUGGUCGUGCCCUAAUUUACCCUUUUCCUUUUUUUUUUCAUCUUAUUUAUCCGUGACUGUCUGUAUAUAUGAAUAAGGUAUCAUUUUUUUUUUUUUUUUUUUUUUUUUUUUUUUUUUUUUUUUUUUUUUUUUUUUUUUUUUUUUUUUUUUUUUUUUU
Messenger RNA from Cephus cinctus (wheat stem sawfly), 3777 nucleotides. RefSeq names its product NAD-dependent protein deacetylase sirtuin-1 (gene Sirt1). Bases 110 to 2608 code for a protein of 832 amino acids. Lineage: Eukaryota; Metazoa; Arthropoda; Insecta; Hymenoptera; Cephidae. The transcript has 10 exons. Gene Ontology annotation, molecular function: NAD+ binding. The record is from RefSeq and is a predicted model, not a curated record.